This is a messenger RNA of Neocloeon triangulifer, 841 nucleotides long. RefSeq lists its product as uncharacterized. Gene Ontology annotation, cellular component: external side of plasma membrane. The transcript is spliced from 7 exons. Bases 31 to 714 code for a protein of 227 amino acids. NCBI's taxonomy places the organism in Eukaryota, Metazoa, Arthropoda, Insecta, Ephemeroptera, Baetidae. Gene Ontology annotation, molecular function: carbohydrate binding. Gene Ontology annotation, biological process: biological process involved in interspecies interaction between organisms. The record is from RefSeq and is a predicted model, not a curated record.
GAUAGCGACACACAAGUAGACAGACGGACCAUGGCUCGUUUUGUGUUUCUGCUUGUUUUGCUUGUCGCCGCCGCCUUGGCCAGCGAAUCUGCUACCAAGGCCCAAGAAUCAGAGCAAUUGAAAAUUUUCAACGAAAUGAAUCAAAAGCUGAAACAACUGACGAAACUCGUCCAUGACCAGGUUGAAGUUGCCAACCAACGCCACAAUCAGACUUUAGAAUCACUGGCUGAAAACCAUAAGCACCUGGAGGACAUCGAAACAACUUUAAGAUGCGUAAAAGCUAGAGCAGGAGCAGGCUUGACGCUUUUGGCAAAUGGGAAAUCGUACUCCUUCCAGCUAGCCAGCAAAAACUGGAGUUCUGCAAACGAGACUUGCGUUAAGCAGGGACUGCAGUUGGCCACGAUCAGGGAUGAAUAUGACCUUAUGCGGGUGGUUCGACAGGGCAGAGAGGUUGACCGGGACAUAAAUAGUUGGUGGGUUUCCGCAAAAAACUCUGCAAAUGGAGAUGUAAAGGACUUCCGGUGGCACGACGGAACCCAGUUGGAAUCAAACAGCACAUUGUGGAAGAAAGAUGAUCAGGCAAACGAGGACUGCGUUCGUAUUUAUUAUUAUUUAAAUCCUUAUAAUCGCAAUAGUUUUACCAACGCACAACUGUACAGACAUUCAUGCACUGAAUCGACGUACUAUGUUUGCGAACUUCCAAGCGAAUGUUAAUUAGUUAAAUUAGUUUCAACAAUAAUUUAACUAUUCGUUUUUGCAAUGCAUCUGGAAAUUUCAUAGUUUUUGUUAGUUUGACGUUGUUGGUUGUUGCGUUUCUUCAAUAAAUACAUUUUUAAUCCAG